Molecule: messenger RNA, 369 nt
Organism: Dermacentor silvarum
Lineage: Eukaryota; Metazoa; Arthropoda; Arachnida; Ixodida; Ixodidae
Exons: 2
Coding region: 1-369 (122 amino acids)
Source: RefSeq, a predicted model, not a curated record
AUGGGACCGCGCGUUUCCGAGGGCCAGCGGGAGACGGUGCUCGCUUUUAUGGAGCCGCAUCUCCAGCUGGCUUUAAGAUCCAGCGAGCUGGGGCCGGGCUUCAGCCUUGUCGACCGACGACGGCUGUGGCAGCAGCUGGCCGACGUGCUGAACGCGGAAGGGCCCGUUGUGAAAACGGUCGACCAGUGGAGGAAGCAGCAGGUCUACGAGGCCCGCCGCGAUGCUACCGCUAUAGCCCAAGAGCAAAUAAGCACUGGAGGGGGUCGCGCACCCGGCUUCCGGGGCCGAGUGCUCCAGCUGACGGGCGCGGUCCGCUUCCGUGGCGUCACCGACCUACCCUACCAAGAGGUAAGCACACUGCCGGCGUAA